This is a messenger RNA of Trematomus bernacchii (emerald rockcod), 2175 nucleotides long. RefSeq names its product sodium channel, voltage-gated, type III, beta (gene scn3b). The transcript is spliced from 6 exons. The record is from RefSeq and is a predicted model, not a curated record. Gene Ontology annotation, cellular component: voltage-gated sodium channel complex. Gene Ontology annotation, biological process: ventricular cardiac muscle cell action potential; sodium ion transport; regulation of heart rate by cardiac conduction. Bases 634 to 1299 code for a protein of 221 amino acids. Lineage: Eukaryota; Metazoa; Chordata; Actinopteri; Perciformes; Nototheniidae. Gene Ontology annotation, molecular function: sodium channel regulator activity.
CAGCGAGUCGAGGCUGCGAAAUGUCAUCAGUCAUUUUUAAAAGAGGAAAUGGACUUCAAACAAUCAAUGGUGUGGUUCUUUGAAGGGUGAAAUAAGCGAAGUCUUAUCACUGCUCUUGCUGUUUCUUUGAAGACUCUCGCAAGUGACUAAAUCGGCUUUUGAGGAUCCACAGGUUCCUCCUCGUUGCUUGUUUUCUGUUUUUCUUCUGUGUUUCUGGAUGGAUCUGGACUGAAUGACAGCGGCACGGGGACUGUUGUAUCGCCAGUAGCCGUCUCGCAUCACGGACUUGUUUAUUGCACCCAGUGGAGUGAAUAAUGAAGUUAGUGCUUUCUAGAUAGAUGAUGAAUUGCGAGUCAGGGGGUUAUAUGAAGACUUUAUAUCGAAUGAGCAUGUAGGGAUUUCAGAGCCAUUUUUCAACAACUUUUGUCGUUUUAAAUCCUGCCUUUGAACAGACAGUUGGGUUUGGAUUUUCCGUCUCGAAGAGGGAAGUUUCCUGCGCGCUCGCCUGCCGAGGAGAGGCGCUGUCCGUGGUCCUGAAGUCAUUUCAACAACUCCUGUUAUCUUGGCUCGUGUGACGACAACUGAACAGUUAAAGGUGACACUGUCCACCAGCAGCAUCAACAAGAGUUUAAUAUGGUAACUCAAACCAAAGUUCAUCUGCACACGUUGGCACUUUUGUUGUUUGUUGUCCAUCUGAGCCAGCCAGUAUGUGUCGACAUCCCGUCGGAGACUAAUGCAGUCCUGGGGAAACCCAUGAAGUUGACUUGCAUCUACUGUUUAACGAGGGACGAGCUAAAGUCGAAGACAUGGGUAAAUUGGUACUACAAGCCAUAUGAAGAAAAUGACAUCCCUCCUGAGAAGACUCAUAUAUUCAAGUUUGAUAUUGACAGUCCAGUAGAUUUGGAUGGACCAUAUAAGGGCCGUCUGAGAUGGGAUGGGACCCAGGACUUGCAAGAUCUCUCCAUUUCCAUCAUCAACGUCACCUUUAAUGACAGUGGCGUCUUUGAGUGCAACGUAAUACGAGAGUUUGUGUUUGACUCCUUCAAUCCCUCGGUCUCAAUCACCAAGGAAAUCAAGCUGACAGUGAAAGCAGAAGCCCUUAGAGACUCCGCAGCGAUCUACUCUGAGAUCAUGAUGUAUUUGCUGCUUGUUUUCUUGACCUGCUGGCUGCUGGUAGAGAUGGUCUACUGUUACAGGAAGAUCUCCAAGUCUGAUGAGCAGGCACAGGACACAGCGACAAACUACCUAGCCAUUCCCUCUGAGCAGAAAGACAACCCAGGCGCUCCUGUUACCAAAUAAAAGCAGUUGUCAAUGACACGGUAUUAAUCAUGAUGGGCUUCGGUGUCAUGUGACAGAAAAUAUAUACCACAACCUCAUCUUUGCCACUAUGAAAGUACGACUUUCUCAGACACAGGAAUCCUGCCAGCCGACCGCCCCUGUGUAUCGACUGUGUUAUGCUAAGAGUGAAUAAUGUCCAAGUGCUUCAUUUGUCUCCUUCUGUUCCACUUUUUUUUGGUUUACCUUCUUGCCAGGUUUCUGAAAAUAAGUGCUUUCACAAAAACAGAAGGUUAAGGAACAAAAAUGUAAGGGUCCUGCACUUAUCAUCAAAUAAAUAUCAGCCAGUGCGUAGAAUUAGGGAAUUGUCUUAGUAGUUAGCCUCUGUGAUUUCUAACCUAUAACAGAAAAGAUCCAGUGAAGAAACUGUCCUACUGGUCGAAAGUUUAUAGACCACGCUUAGGUUUUAAGUAGUAUUUUGAUUGGCCAAUAUCUUUCUCAUGUUUUUUUAUGAAAAUGGUUUGCAUAGCUUUUAUACUGUAUGGCUGUGCAUCUUCCCUGUUUUGCUGAGUACAUCAGUGUAAUGGAAAAAAUGAAAGGCGUUGAAUUGACUCUUAUUUGAGUUCAUUUGAAUUAAUCAGGAGAUCUUUCCUGUAGUUUUCUUCCUCUGAAUAGAUCUUGUUCAGCACAAGUUAUUGCAAGCAAUUUCUCUAAAAGCUUUGACUGUUGCUGGUGGUCUACAAAUCAUUGCUAUUGAGACUGAAUGUGUGCCUAUUUUAUAGUACAACACUGAAGAAGUGUUUUAAAAUGUUUUUGAUUCAAUCAUACCACGCUGUUCUUUGUCCAUUACAGAUAUGUGUGUAUGAGCUGCUAUUGAACGAUUAAAUUCAAUGCAUUCCA